Lepisosteus oculatus (spotted gar) is the source of this 3150-nucleotide messenger RNA. It is a transcript of the gene bricd5, whose product is annotated as BRICHOS domain containing 5. Lineage: Eukaryota; Metazoa; Chordata; Actinopteri; Semionotiformes; Lepisosteidae. The record is from RefSeq and is a predicted model, not a curated record. Gene Ontology annotation, biological process: regulation of cell population proliferation.
GGCAAUUGGAAAUGUUUGGGGAGCAUUUUUGUCAAUUGAAAGUCAAAAAUGUUUUUCUUCUCUAACAAUUUGUGGUCAUUUUUUUUUUUGCUUUAUGAAUGUUAAUAAUUUGCACAAGCUACUCCAUUCAAUCUGGUCUACAUUAAACGCUCCAAAUGGAGAUUUGUGCCUAAACAAAAUGUCUAAGUACUCUUUUCUUUUAUUUCUUACCCCAGGUUCACAGUACUGUUGAAAAAAAUCCAGUCAUUCCUUAUGAGCAAUGUUAAAAACAAACUUGUUUAUAUGGCAUGUGCCAAGGAGAAACUGCAUUUCUCUCUCACAGGCCUGCGCAUGGGCAUCAGCAACUGUAUUUGCUGUUGGAGUCCAUUUCACUCGAUUCCUUUCACACUGUUACUUGUAAAUUACAAAGUGUUCAGACCGGGUGUUUAAUCUGAUCAUUCUGAUGUGAGAAUUGGACCAUGUCUAAGUUAAACAUCAGCUGGCGUGUGAGUUACUGUAGGCUAGUUGGUCAGUUUUCACAUACACGUCCAUUUUGAUUAAUUUGAAUUAUAUUUAGACAGCACUUUUGUUCCCAAAGGAUCUCACAGCACUUUACAAAUAGGAGGGGACCCACUUUGUCCACUACUGAAGUGCUGCACUCCACUAAUUUGCGAUUCGUAUACUCCAGCAGCCCCACUCCACAGUAGACUGGAGCCUUGGGUUGCCUUAUCCGAAGGGCAGCACCUAUAGUAAUGCAGCACAGUGUCGCUUAUUGUACUGGGACUUCCAGAAGGGUGUAGUGACACCUGCUGGUCCCUUUCUUCCAUAAGAGGCUGAAAUCCAGCAGUUUUGAUGCAUUAGGAGGGAGGUAGCAUAUCUGCAGGCUUUCUGUCCCUGGACAGCAGCACCUGAAGAGCUGGAAGAUACUGUUAGAUUAGUCCAGGUAAGCCGAUAAUGACCUGAUUCGGCUCUUUAAGAGCCCUGAUUGACUGAAAACCAUUAGAAAAGCACCGACCCUCCAGUACCCUGCUGCAGAAGUUCCCAGGUUGAAUCUUUGGUCAUACUAAAGCACUUUCGAGAAGUUCUCCAACUAAGAAAACCUCUAAUAGGAUACAGCUAUGCCUGUAUUGCCAAAAAUAAUAUGUAACUUAAAGUUUUACACUGUUUCGGUUCAAGCCCCCUCACUAAUUCCAAGUACUUUAAUGUCCAUGCUCUGUACAACAUGUUAAACACACACCUGUUGAUGAUCACUGUGUGACUACUGUAGAGUACUGUAAAUCAUGUUGAGCAGAAACCACAGCCACUGGACAUGUGGAACAAAGGAAGAAAAAUGCGUUAGAAUAGAGUAAUAUAUUAUGCAAACGAAGACGGGCAACAGAGUUUUUACAGACCACUGUGAAAUAGUUGUCCAAAGUGCAAUAAUUAUCUGUUUUGUCAUGCUAUAAAACCAAAACAAGCUAUGCCUGUGACUCAUUGGACAAAGCAGCGGUAAUACUGUAUGUCGGGUCAUGUCCUAAAUAUCCUUUUGUGUUAAACAAUUCACUCCUGUUUAGAGUCUAUGCAAUAAAAAAAAAACACUGGAAAACUUUUUCAUGGGUUUUAGUACGUUAUUUAUUGGAGGGUUAAUUUUUUUUUCGCCUGUUUUGGGGGUACAGUGCAACAGGGGAGCUUGGUGCUCAUUUAAUUUGUUUGGCUCGUUUACAAUACACUGCCUGUACGAUACCGUGCAUUUCCUUCGAGUCACCUUGGUCAGUCGCCGGCUGGCAGCCUCUUAUCUCCUUCUCCCCGAUGACAGCCCCUGUCCUCUCCCGGACUUCCCUCUCGCCCUCUUUGUCCUUUGUCUGGGAUGCUGGACCUGGGUCCGGUCCCGGGGCGAUCACGUGUGCGCGGGCCGCGGCCAGGGGGACGCGCCCCGGCUCUAUAGCCGCCCAGGUGCGCGGCUGUUCUCGCUCAGGCGGUCGCAGCGGAGCGCAGCAGCGGGACCCAGGAUGAAGGGCUGCUGGAGCAGGUCGGCGGCCGGCCCCCGAGACACCCAGUGCUCGGACAGGAGCCCAGCUCUGCAGUCCCCUUUUCCUCACAGGACGCUGUGGGGCUCUGUGGGUGUCGUCCUGCUCCUGCUGGCCAUAGCCGUCAGCGCUAUGGUGCUGCUCGGAGUCAAAAGGAAGCACCCGCAGUCUGUGUUGCAGGUGGUGAGGGUGACUCUGGAGGAGCAGAGCGGCGCCCUGCUCAACCACUCCGCCCUCGUCGACAGGUGCCAUGAGGUGGUGACCUACUACGUGACAUCGCACACUAACCUCACCUCCGCUGUGCUGUUCGACAUGAAAAAUGGCUUAAUAUGUUACAAGCCAGAGAGCCGGGAUGCCUGCUUCCUGCAAAAAAUGGAGACGUCCGAUUUUGAAAACGUACACACCCUCCUCAACAUGUCCCAACACAAGGUCAAUCACUUCUGGCUCCCAGGCAACAAGACCCGAUGGCAGACGGAGUUUCUGGGGGUCCUGGGGGGCUCGGGAGUAGAUGCCAUGACAUUGGAGGAGCCCCUGCAAGCCCUCUGCCAGCACGGCCCCAUCUACUGGGCUCGCCGAGCUGAUGGCCCAGGAAAACAAAGGCUAAUUUACUUCUGCAUCGAUAUAUGCUUCCCCAGUAACGUCUGCGUCUCCGUGUGCUUCUACUACCUGCCUGAGUGAGCAGGGACUGAGUCCACAUCCCACUGCAGCCUGGGACCAAGGCUCUCCUCCUCACUGCGGACUGCCAGAAGCGCUCGCUGAACCCUGGGGGAACCCGACCUAGUUAGGCUGGCAGACAAAGGAGCAGCAGAAGAGCUGCCCUCUCCCCUCGGUGAGGACGAGAAAGAAAGUGGAACUAUUUCAUGUGGUCGAUACCCGCAUGACCACUCGGUGGCUGUAAAAUAAACACCCGCCUUUCAAAACUCCUGCAGUGGACCGUCACAUGAUUUCUUUUCCUGUUUUGCCAAAAUAACACACAUAUACCCGAGAGGCUUGGCUGACCUAUGCUUAUUAACCGGAUAUGAUCUAUAGGAGUGCAUUAUCAAAAGGUCAAGUACUGUACAUCCACUGGCUGCGUGAAAACUCUAUUUUAUUUUCAUGGGAUGUCACGGUUCAAGUCAGAUCUUAUAAACUAUGGAAAAAGAUUGUAAUAAACAAGAUUAAUGCA